Messenger RNA from Closterium sp. NIES-65, 1902 nucleotides. Lineage: Eukaryota; Viridiplantae; Streptophyta; Zygnematophyceae; Desmidiales; Closteriaceae. The record is from the annotation of a GenBank genome assembly.
AUGGAGAGGCAGACCCCGAAGCAAAAGCGUGUUAGUGGAUUGACGAGAAUAGUGCUGCAGGAUAGACAGGCGUGUGGGGAGGGAGUUGAGGGGGAUGCGGAGAAGGGGGGUGGGGAGGAAGAAGGGCGUGUGGUGCAUGGGGGUGGAGGGAGGUGUGGAGGAGGCACGAAAUGGUUGGAGCAUGAGUGGCGAGAAGGAGUGUUCUGUCAUUUCAGUGAGGGUGGGAGAGGUGACUGCAGGUGUGCCCUCCAGGUGAAUGCUAAAACCCACUCGGAAGCACCGGUGGCUGCACUGCUGGUCCAUAUCCCCUUCUUCCUCCCCCCCCACCCCUCCCUUGACCCAUUCCCUCAGUCCCUUGACCCAUUCCCUCAGUCCCUUGACCCAUUCCCUCAGUCCCCUGACCCAUUCCCUCAGUCCCCUGACCCAUUCCCUCAGUCCCCUGAGACAUUCCCUCAGUCCCUUGACCCAUUCCCUCAGUCCCUUGACCCAUUCCCUCAGUCCCUUGACCCAUUCCCUCAGUACCUUGACCCAUUCCCUGAGUCCCUUGACCCAUUCCCUGAGUCCCUUGACCCAUUCCCUCAGUCCCUUGACCCAUUCCCUGAGUCCCUUGACCCAUUCCCUGAGUCCCUUGACCCAUUCCCUCAGUCCCUUGACCCAUUCCCUGAGUCCCUUGACCCAUUGCCUAAUCCCUUGACCCCAUUCCCUCAGUCCCUUGACCCAUUCCCUGAGUUCAUUGACCCAUUCCCUGAGUCCCUUGACCCAUUCCCUCAUCCCUUGACCCAUUCCCUGGAGUCCCUUGACCCAUUCCCUCAGUCCCUUGACCCAUUCCCUCAGUCCCUUGACCCAUUCCCUGAGUCCCUUGACCCAUUCCCUGAGUCCCUUGACCCAUUCCCUGAGUCCCUUGACCCAUUCCCUCAGUCCCUUGACCCAUUCCCUGAUCCCUUGACCCAUUCCCUCAGUCCCCUUGACCCAUUCCCUCAGUCCCCUGACCCAUUCCCUCAGUCCCCUGAGACAUUUCCCUGGACUCCCUUGACCCAUUCCCUGAUCCUUGACCCAUUCCCUCAGUCCCUUGACCCAUUGCCUCAGUCCCUUGACCCAUUCCCUCAGUCCCUUGACCCAUUCCCUCAGUCCCUUGACCCAUUCCCUCAGUCCCUUGACCCAUUCCCUCAGUCCCUUGACCAUUCCCUGAUCCUUUACCCAUUCCCUCAGUCCCUUGACCCAUUCCCUCAGUCCCUUGACCCAUUCCCUGAGUCCCUUGACCUAUUCCCUCAGUCCCUUGACCCGUUCCCUCAGUUUUUUGACCGAUUCCCUCAGUCCCUUGACCCAUUCCCUCAGUCCCUUGACCCAUUCCCUCAGUCCCUUGACCCAUUCCCUCAGUCCCUUGACCCAUUCCCUGAGUCCCUUGACCCAUUCCCUCAGUCCUUGACCAUUCCCUCAUCCCUUGACCCAUUCCCUGAGUCCCUUGACCCAUUCCCUCAGUCCCUUGACCCAUUCCCUCAGUCCCUUGACCCAUUCCCUCAGUCCCUUGACCCAUUCUCCUCAUCCCUUGACCCAUUCCCUCAGUCCCUUGACCCAUUCCCUCAGUCCCUUGACCCAUUCCCUCAGUCCCUUGACCCAUUCCCUGAGUCCCUUGACCCAUUCCCUCAGUCCCUUGACCCAUUCCCUCAGUCCCUUGACCCUUCCCUCAUCCCUGACCCAUUCCCUGAGUCCCUUGACCCAUUCCCUCAGUCCCUUGACCCAUUCCCUCAGUCCCUUGACCCAUUCCUCUCAUCCCUUGACCCAUUCCCUCAGUCCCUUGACCCAUUCCCUCAGUCCCUUGACCCAUCCCUCAGUCCCCUGACCCAUUCCUCAGUCCCUGACCUAUUCCCUCAGUCCCCUGACCCCAUUUCCUCAGUCCCCUGA